CAAAUUAAUCCGUAAGUUUAAUAACAGUUCUUAAUAUGGACGAUCAGAGUUACGAUGACUGCUCUGCUCGCCGGAAUUGUGGUCUAAUUUUCUGUUUAGAAUUAGUGAGAAGUGUGAGAAGCCCUGAUAUUAUUCUAUACAGUACUUACUUUACUCUCCCUGCCUGGUCUGUUUCUCUCUAGCAGUUAAGGCCAAUCUCACUCUGGCUUUGCCACAGAACCCCACUGGUAUCAUGGCAUCGAUCAUUGACCUUCGUUUUGAGCACUACCACCCCGGGCCUACACAGCUGCUGGUAACUCAGGACACCGCGCCGCGCCUGUCGUGGACAUUCCAGAACGCUUCCAGUGCCUUUUCUCCGCAAAGCUACGACAUUGAAGUCUCGAAAGAGAGCUCUGGCUCAACCCUCGAGCUCCUCUGCACAGUGCGGCGCGCGUCCUCACUAUCUCAUCUUGUUCCAUGGCCGCUUGAUCGACAUCUCCGCGCGCGAGAGAAGAUCUCAGUGCGAGUUCGGGUAUGGGAUUCGGCAGGACAAGACACGCCCUGGAGCGCACCAGCCCGCCUCGAGAUUGGCCUUCUCAGCCAUGCAGACUGGCAAUGUGAGCGCAUCGCGGCGCCAUGGGCAUCUGACACCACGGUAUCGGACCCGGAACAGUUGUUUCGCCAGGAAUUUUCCCUGCCGGCGGCUAGCAUAGUGGGUACCAUCGAUCAGGCGCGGCUCUACAUCACUGCGCAAGGAGUCUACGAAGCCGAGAUCAACGGCCAGCGUGUAGGCGACAUUUUCAUGGCGCCUGGCUGGACCGCCUACGAUGCUCGCCUCCCCUACCAGACCUAUGAUGUAACGUCCCUCCUGGCAGGCGGCGUCAACUGUCUAGGCGUGCGUGUUGCGGAGGGAUGGUUCUCAGGGCGCAUUGGUUUUGAGGGUGGCCAUCGAAAUAUCUGGGGGCCACACACGGCCUUGAUGGCUCAGCUGGAGAUCCGCUAUGUCGAUGGCCGAGAGGAACGCAUUGUGACCGACGGCUCAUGGCAGGUGACGCGAGGACCAAUUCGCCUGGCCGAAAUCUACGAUGGAGAGAAGUAUGAUGCUACGCUCGAGGUUCCGGGCUGGUCGUCACCAGCGGCUUCCGCGUCAAUAACAAGCAGUCUGGAAAACAGUGCUGAAAUAAGCGUAGUCGCCCGCUGGGAACCAGUCGUGGUGAUGGAUUUCCUGCCAGCCACCACUAAUCUCACAACGGGCUUUACCGAGCCGGUGAGGCGUAUUGAGGAGGUCAAUCCGGUGCAACGCAUCACCACGCCAGCUGGCAAAACCGUCCUUGACUUCGGUCAGAAUCUCGUCGGCUAUGUUCGUCUAAAGAAUAUUAUAGGACCGCGCGGCCACCAAAUCACCCUCUCGCACGUCGAAGUACUAGAGGACGGGGAGAUCGCAACGCGACCUCUGCGCGUCUGCAAGGCUAUCGAUGUCUACACACUUAAGGGUGAUGCAAGCGGCGAACAUUACGAACCUCGGUUCACUUUCCACGGUUUCCGCUAUGUGCAGGUGGACGGGUGGGAUGAUACAGUCGACCUGAGCGCCUCCAUUAAAGCCGUUGUCUGUCACACGGACAUGAGGAGCGCCGGCACCUUCGAUUGCUCUGAUCCCUUGCUUAACAAGUUAUACCAAAAUAUCCGGUGGGGCAUGCGUGGUAACUUCCUUUCCGUACCGACCGACUGCCCGCAGCGCGAUGAAAGACUGGGCUGGUCUGGCGAUCUGGCCUUGUUUGCCCCAGCUGCAACCCUGAUCUACGACUGCUUCGGUAUGUUGAAGAAUUGGCUGGUAGAUGUCGAAUACGACCAGAAGGUACUAGGCGGCGUCCCAGCAAUGGUGACGCCCAACUCAACCAUUGUCGACCCGGUUUGGUGUCGACGGAAGCCAUGUGCCGUGUGGCAUGAUGUGACCAUAUUAGCCCCGUGGGAACUAUACAGCGAGACAGGAGAUGCGACGAUUCUAGCACAGCAGUACUCCAGCAUGACGACGUGGAUAGACAUUGUGCCCCGCUGCAAAAAUGGUACAACCCACUUAUGGGACCCAUCGAUAUUCCAACUUGGGGACUGGCUUGACCCUGCUGCUCCGGCCGAUGCGCCGUGGAAAUCAGCAACCGACGCCCAGCUCGUCGCUAAUGCCUUUCUUGUCCACAGUCUAGACCUCAUGGUUCUUAUCUCACGCAUUGUCGGCCAAACCGCCGACUGCGCAAAGUUCUCUAGCGACGCUCUCGCUACACGUCAGGACUUCCAGAACGAGUAUGUGUCACCCAACGGUCGGCUCAUCUCCGACUCUCAAACAGCCUACGCCCUCGCGAUCUGCUUCGACCUGCUCACACCUACACAAGCAGUGGUCGCCGGCAAUCGUCUCAAGUAUCUCGUUCACAAGAACGGAUUCAGGAUCGGUACCGGAUUCGCUGGCACACCAUUCUUGUGCGAGGCCCUUGCACGGACGGGCCAUACGAAUAUAGCGUACGCAAUGCUCCUCGAAAAGACGUGCCCCUCCUGGCUGUAUCCCGUGACAAUGGAUGCAACAACCAUGUGGGAGCGCUGGGACAGCUUACUACCCGACGGGUCAGUGAACCCUGGCGACAUGACAAGCUUUAAUCACUACGCUUUUGGUGCCGUCGCAACGUUUCUCCACGGGCGUGUUGCAGGGCUUCGGCGCUUGGCGCCUGGAUGGACAAAAUGCUGCUUUGCGCCUUUGAUUGGAGCAGAGUUCGACAGGGCCAUCGUGGAACAUGUUACGCCUUUCGGCCUUGUUUCGUGCACGUGGGAGACGAAGCAAGAUGGCUACGGGAUGAAUACGAUAGAGAUGCGGGCUUUGGUGCCAUACGGUGUGACCUUAGAGGUUGUAGUGCCGCAAGAGACGGGUGAGAAGACAGAGACCGUAGGAAUGGGCGAGUGGGUAUUUAAGUCGAGGUUUAGCAGGGACUAUGAGUGGCCAAUUAAGCCAUUGCCACCAAAGUCAUAGAUCUAGAAAACAAUUAUAGUAUAUUCUUAGCAUAUAGGCAGUACAGAGAGCUGCUGAGGUGCCACUAGAUCCUGC
This is a messenger RNA of Pseudogymnoascus verrucosus, 3064 nucleotides long. RefSeq lists its product as uncharacterized. Gene Ontology annotation, biological process: carbohydrate metabolic process. The coding region runs from base 233 to 2989 and encodes 918 amino acids. Lineage: Eukaryota; Fungi; Ascomycota; Leotiomycetes; Thelebolales; Thelebolaceae. The record is from RefSeq and is a predicted model, not a curated record. The transcript is spliced from 2 exons.